AUGCACAGUGUAAAGAGAUGCUUUACAUUGGGCUGCAACAAGAGAUGUGUAGUCCCACUCUUCAAACAGAAGCGUAACUUAAGUGGUGAAUGCCCUACUGACCCUCUUCCAUGUGAGGAGCUGUGUGUUGAGGACACAACUUGUCCCCCGGGACACAAAUGCUGCAGCACUGGUUGUGGCCACGCCUGCCGAGGAGACAUCCGGGGAGGGCGGGAUGGUCAUUGCCCCAGAAUCCUGGUGGGCCUGUGUAUUGUCAACUGCAUGGUGGAUGAGAACUGUCAACCUGGGGAGAAGUGCUGUAAGUCAGGCUGUGGCCGAUUCUGCGUCCACACACUCCAGUCCCUCAAACAGUCCACACACUCCGUCAGGACCAAUGAGUCUAAUUCUGAAUUGGAUGGGGGCUACCCUGUGCAGCCGGUGUCCAUGGCAAUGGUAUGA
Molecule: messenger RNA, 438 nt
Organism: Cricetulus griseus (Chinese hamster)
Lineage: Eukaryota; Metazoa; Chordata; Mammalia; Rodentia; Cricetidae
Source: RefSeq, a predicted model, not a curated record